AUAAACGAUAACAAUGGUGUGCUUCACCUUUACAAUGUUCUGAAAGGCACAAAGUCCGAGUCCUUGCAGUACAGGAUUGUUCGGACUAUAGGUAACCAGUCACAGCAUAAAGUCAGUUGUGAUGGUUUUGUCAAGCUUGGAUGCACUGAACUUAUCAUUACCCUAUUGCAGACCUGUAAAGAUGAUGAAACCAAGUGUGCUUCCAUAAGAGCACUAAGAUCAAUAGCUUACAGUGGUGAGCACUGCAGAAAGAUUGUAAAUGAAAGAGGCAUCUUUCACAUUUGCAAUGCAAUAACUGGAUCCUCUAACAGCCUUCUGAUGCAGGAGGUUUUCAAAGCCUUGACUCACUUUCUCGCAUUGCCCAUCCAAAACAUGUUUGAAACAGGCCAGCAGUAG
Messenger RNA from Macrobrachium nipponense, 396 nucleotides. RefSeq lists its product as uncharacterized. Lineage: Eukaryota; Metazoa; Arthropoda; Malacostraca; Decapoda; Palaemonidae. The record is from RefSeq and is a predicted model, not a curated record. Gene Ontology annotation, cellular component: cytosol. Gene Ontology annotation, biological process: anatomical structure morphogenesis.